This is a messenger RNA of Racocetra persica, 127 nucleotides long. NCBI's taxonomy places the organism in Eukaryota, Fungi, Glomeromycota, Glomeromycetes, Diversisporales, Gigasporaceae. The record is from the annotation of a GenBank genome assembly.
AAAAACUUAUCACAGCCCCAUCUUUGCUUAUCCAGAUUUUUCACAAGAAUUUCUCCUUUUCAUAAAUGUAUUGGGUGUUACUUUAGAAGCCAUUCUUUCUCAAAAAGAUCUUCAAGAGAAGAAGUGA